Messenger RNA from Pleuronectes platessa (European plaice), 1986 nucleotides. RefSeq lists its product as uncharacterized. Gene Ontology annotation, biological process: protein homooligomerization. Gene Ontology annotation, cellular component: membrane. Lineage: Eukaryota; Metazoa; Chordata; Actinopteri; Pleuronectiformes; Pleuronectidae. The record is from RefSeq and is a predicted model, not a curated record. Bases 436 to 1668 code for a protein of 410 amino acids. The transcript has 3 exons.
AGACCUGUGACAGUUUUAAGAUGGUAUACAGAUUAAAUUAUUAAUUUACACAUUUAUAAAAUAUACUUCGAUUAAAAGGCACCACCUUGAUCAACUCCAUUUAAAAAUCCAGUUACAAAGCUUUGAUAACAACACCAAUUGGGCAUUUUAAAUGCUCGUCAUAACCUUUCAAUACUUCUCUUCUUGUAAUAGAGUAUUUUUACUCCAUGUUGCUGUUACUUUAAUUUAAAUAAAUCUUGCAGAUACCUGACCCUCGGAAGAGGCAGGAGGGGGAGUGGGGGCAGUUAAAUAGUUAUUCAACCUACGGGAUCUAAAGAAAGAAACAGCAGUGUUGGCGACGCACCGACGGCACAAGGGGGCAGCAUCUUACCCAAGGACACUUCUGCAUGCAGAUGGGGAAGACUGGGGAUCGAAGUGCAGACCUUCAGUGCAAACAUGAAACUGACUGUGAUCGCUGCAUUAUGCCUGGUUCUUCUUUUCCACAUUCAUCUUUCCAUGGCCAAGAAAAGACUAGGGCUUAAUCUGUUUAAAAAGACUCCAAAAACAAAAACCAACGUGGACACCAAGUCCAAGGGUAAACAACAGUUCAACCAAGGAAGUUACCCCCAGCAGCCAGACAGACCUGGAGGCAAUCCUUACCAAGGAGGUUACCCCCAUCAGCCGGGAAACCCAGCAGGAAGCUAUCCAGCUGCUGGUUACCCUGCACAGGGCUACCCAUAUGGAGGAGGCUAUGGAGGGUAUGCUGGUCAUGGCGGGUAUCCAGGUGGACACAUGAACUACAACCCAAACAACAAAAUCCCAAGCCCUCACUAUGGAGGUAGCUUUGGAUACGGGGCCCACGGCGUGAGGGGAGGCUCUCCCUUUUCCCACUCAGUUCAGGGGAUGGGCGUUUAUCCCCAAGAUAGAUCCAGAGGGUUUGGGCGCAGUGCAGCGAUGGCAGCAGCUGGAGGCGCCAUGGCAGGAAUGGCCCUGGGCUACGGGCUGGGGAGGUUCCCUCGUCCUCACUUCCCCUUCCACAACCCCCAGGAGGAGUACUACUACAACCACUACAUGUACAGGAGAUAUGGUGUCAGGUCUACUGAUACCAAUGACUAUGGCAGAGACUACAGGUACAGCCAACCCCCUCAGACCUACAACAGCUUCAUGGACUCGUGCAUGAAGAGAAGAGACCUUCUGCCGGUGGAGAAUCAAAAGCCAAAACUCAACCAAGCUGCCGUAACCACCACCACAAUUACUUCCACAUCCACCACAACAGCUGCUGCACCACAUACUGGCGGCAGCAACACAACAGAGAGCAACAGCAGCACAGCAGGGAACACCUCGACCUCUUCACCUUCAACUCAAAGGCCUCUCGAUGAAUCUGAAGCCAAACCUGUGCCUCCAGUUCCACAGGCUCUCAGAAAAGCGGCUUCGGAUGAGGACGAUGAUGAAGAUACAGUCAGCAUUGUGGAGAUCGGCUACCCAGCACUGAUCGGACAGAUGAAGGCAAGGAGGUGUGUGGAGCUCUACAUGGUUUACUCUGAAAAGUACUUGAAGAAAACGACAGAGCCUGGCGUCAAAGAUGGGGUGCAGGGACUGGAGAUGUGCUUGCAAGGGUUUUUAGCUCUUGUCACCAGUACCAUAGUGAUGCUACUGAACAGCAAUGUGCUAACAAUGCUGCACUUUUGAAUUUUUUUAAGUACUUUUCCCUUCAGUUUUUGUGUUAUUUUUCUCUCUGUUGAGCUAUAAUUGUAAAAAAAAUGCUGAAUUCAAUUCAAAAGAAGCCACUAUAACCCAUUGAUAGGUUCACAGAAUGAUUGAAAGAUCCAUCACAAAGAAUAUUCAAAGGUGUACUUGGCCAAUGACCAGCAGGGGGAAUCAUCGGAGCUCUAUGAGCAGCUGGAAGCUUUCCAGAUUGACUGGAAUGGAUAAUGGAUAUAAUGUUGUCUCCUUCCUCCUUCUACCAUUGACAUUAAAAAUGAAUGAAAGUUUCAUUUUUUUAAGAGA